This is a messenger RNA of Cercospora beticola, 2278 nucleotides long. NCBI's taxonomy places the organism in Eukaryota, Fungi, Ascomycota, Dothideomycetes, Mycosphaerellales, Mycosphaerellaceae. The record is from RefSeq and is a predicted model, not a curated record.
GGGACGGGUUCGACCGAUGCGAGUGCCGAAUGUGGUUGCGUUGGUGGCGGCUGCCCUGACUCGGGCGAGGGGUCGAUCACGUCUGCAGUCUCGCUGCAGACACGCGCAUGAUCAGAGGCGAUAUUGAUUAUCCAGGCGUGCGGAUCCUGCAAGACGGCCAGGCCAGCGCUGCGCCAGACUCACCGACAACAGCAGUGCCACGUGAAUAGCAACGGUAAAGUGAAGCGUCAAGUGAAGCCGUCGUCACUCGCAUGCCAUCAUCUUCCACUGUGUUCGGCGCCGCGAUUACGAGAGCUGCCUGGGGGUCGCCAGCUUCUUUUCCCAGCAUCAUCAAAACCAUUCACCCAUUUCAGUCUUCGCGCAGCUUCUGACACGCACACCAUCGCCGCCUGACGCCGCCCCGCUCAUCCCAAAGCAGCCGCCACCUGGACACCCCAUCGGCCACACCGCGGUAACCGUGCCAUCCACAGCUGACCGACCCUCUUCGCUGCUCUCGAGUUGCAACGACGCGGAGCCAAACGAUCUCGCAGUACUAGUCUCCGUCGCAGGCAAAUCCCCCAGGCGGGUGUGACGCUGCUGUUGCCGGCAUUCCAGACACACUGCUCCUUCAGGCGACUUGCAUAAGAGCUCGAGCAAGGACGUACGACCUCAGCAAGAAUUCUGGGCCUGAAGCCCACUGAACAGGCAACAUGACGCGCAUUACUAUACAAAUCAUCGCUCCGAACCACCAACUCGACCAGGAGCUCCUUAACCUGGACCUUCCUUCCGAACUCUCCGUCGCCGAUCUCAAAGGCUUCGUCACUGCAGAGACCCAAAUUCCCCAAGCCUCACAGCAGUUCUUUCUGAACAAUCAGGCUCUCCAAGACGACAGCAAGAGCUUAGACGCAGCGGGAGUGAAGGAUGGCGAUCUGAUUGCUAUGCUCAUGAGUCGACCACAACAGAACAACAUGGGCGCUCAACGGCGGCCUCAGCAAGGUGCCCGAGGGCGAGGCCCGCCAAACAACACGGAAGAGAUUGAGAGUACGCGUCAAAAUAUCCUAGCCAACCCAGGCGCGAUGGCCCAGAUCAGAGAACAACGACCAGCUUUGGCCGCAGCGAUUCAUGACCAGACCAGAUUCCGCGAGGUGUGGCAAGAGAUGAUCAGAGAAGAUUCGGAUAGAGAACGUGAGCGACAAGAGCAGAUGCGGCUUCUGAACGAGGACCCAUUCAACAUCGAGGCACAACAGAAGAUUGAGGAGAUGAUUCGGCAAGAGUCAGUGCAGGAGAAUCUCCAAUUCGCCUAUGAGCACAACCCGGAGGUCUUCGGGAGAGUCACGAUGCUUUACGUACCUGUUGAGGUCAACAAGAAGCCAGUCAAGGCCUUUGUGGAUUCCGGCGCGCAGACAACGAUCAUGUCACCCUCCUGUGCUGAGGCAUGCGGCAUCAUGCGUUUGAUCGACAAGCGCUAUUCGGGCAUUGCAAAGGGUGUCGGUACGGCACAGAUCUUGGGUCGAGUUCACUCUGCAGACAUCAAGAUUGGCAAUCAGACCAUGAGUUGCUCCUUCACCGUCAUGGAGGGCAAGGAUGUCGACCUCUUGCUCGGACUCGAUAUGCUUAAACGUUUCCAGGCCGUCAUCGAUCUUCGGCAGAACAAGCUCAUCUUCGGCGACGGCAACGAGGUCACCUUCUUAGGAGAAGCUGAUAUUCCCAAGAACUUUGAGGAAGCGCAGGCUGCGGAGCCAACCAUCAAAGGACCAAAUGGGACUGAGAUUGGGGCCAAAUCUGGCACCGUUCAGCCAGCUGGAACCGCUGCAGCAGCUUCCUCAUCAUCGCAACCAAAUGGCGGGUCUUUCCAGGGGCAAGGCCAGACGCUGGGUGGCGGUGCCUCAACACAGCGGCCAGCACCUGCAGCGCCGGCAGCAGCUCCGGCUCCAGCAGCGUCGUCUGGUCACUCUAAGGAGAAGAUCGAGCAACUGCAGAGUCUCGGUUUCUCUCGGCAGCAAGCUGUUGCAGCGUUGGAUGCAUGCGAUGGCAACGUUGAGUACGCGGCUGGGCUGUUGUUCCAGUCCUGACGAAUGAAGCGGUUGGAUCUGUCGUUGCCAGAUUCGGGGCACGACGAGAAUAUGAGCUGACGAGAUGGAUGGCUGUGAUGAUGACAUCGGAUACCCAGCUUUUUACGAGUGUAUGCGAGUAGCUUAGAGCAAGUAUCAUUAUCGCAACGCUGUCGAGGCUGUCCUUCCUCGGUGGCUCGGAAACGUUAGCUCGACGCAGCAUCAUCUUAGCUCAACACAGUGCAAAC